Caenorhabditis elegans is the source of this 1028-nucleotide messenger RNA. RefSeq names its product Serpentine Receptor, class E (Epsilon) (gene T10G3.4). The record is from RefSeq and is marked reviewed. Lineage: Eukaryota; Metazoa; Nematoda; Chromadorea; Rhabditida; Rhabditidae. Gene Ontology annotation, cellular component: membrane. Bases 7 to 981 code for a protein of 324 amino acids. The transcript has 7 exons. Gene Ontology annotation, biological process: sensory perception of chemical stimulus.
AGAUUCAUGAAUGUCUCAUUAUGUCCAAGCAAUUAUUUGUUAAGUAUAAAUAUAUUUUCAAUAGUAUUAACUCUGCCAAUGGUAAUAAUUUUUGUACUUUUAUGUAUUUUACUUACAAUUCAUUCGAAAACGUUUCACCCAUUUUUCACACUGUCCUUCAUAUUAUUAAUAUCUUCUUACGCAAUAUGUAACAUAUGCUUAUUACUCAGAUCCAUUUGUGAACUUUAUGAUGAAGAAAGCUAUUUUAUUGAUUACGUAGAUAAAGCAUAUUUAUGGGUCUACAUGUACAUUCAACCAUGUGUAGUGAUCGGUUUAAUCGAGCGACUUUGUGCUACUAUUUUUGUGAGCUCUUAUGAACAUUCGAGGCAUUGGUUUAUGUAUAUUAUUGGUCAAGGACUGGGGGUGGGUGUAGUGUAUUACGAAAACUUUUUAGUAAACAAUGGACAAUACAAUGAUACCGCAAAAAAUGUGCAAUUCGGAUUGUCGAUUUGUAUUUGUAUUUGCCUUGUUAUUUUAUUCUUUGUCAAUCGUCAUUUGACAUUCAACUCUCGGCACAAAUCUGUACUUACAGUAAGGUAUCAGCUAGCUGAGAAUGUGAAGGCUUUGAGAACUUUUGUACCAUUUGUUGUAGUGGAUAACUGUUUAUCAGUUCUAUUUGUACUUUCUAUGAUUUUGUUCAAAGUUGACUUCAACAUAGACCUAGAUGUAUGCAGAAGUCAUCCAGGGUAUACAGUUAGUUUUGCAUUAUUUAGAGCGAUUCUUCUAUUAACCCAACUAUUCAUGCCUCUUCUCGUUGUGAAACAGCAUAGUUCAAUCUGGAAUCAAAUCAAGCCUCUGAUGGAGAGAAGGAAACCAACAGUUCGUCAGAGCAUUGACCCGGAUCAGAAUAAAGUUCUUAAAAUUAAUAACGUACUUGGCAUAGAUAUUGUUGGCUCGAACGUCGACUACUUUACUCAACUCAAGGUGCAAUGGCUCACUUAAUUGUUUUUUUCGGGUUUUAACAUGAAUAAAUUAAAGUUUCACACAAU